Eremothecium cymbalariae DBVPG#7215 is the source of this 1707-nucleotide messenger RNA. It is a transcript of the gene ERO1, whose product is annotated as ER oxidoreductin. Gene Ontology annotation, biological process: protein folding in endoplasmic reticulum. NCBI's taxonomy places the organism in Eukaryota, Fungi, Ascomycota, Saccharomycetes, Saccharomycetales, Saccharomycetaceae. The record is from RefSeq and is a predicted model, not a curated record. The transcript has a single exon. Gene Ontology annotation, molecular function: protein-disulfide reductase activity; thiol oxidase activity; FAD binding. Gene Ontology annotation, cellular component: endoplasmic reticulum; endoplasmic reticulum membrane. Bases 1 to 1707 code for a protein of 568 amino acids.
AUGAAGCUGUGGUAUACCGUAAUUGGAGUUGUAGUACUUGCAGGGGCGGGAUUGGCUGAGGAGUCCAGGCAUGCUGGUUUGGGAAGUGAAAAUGGGAUGAUGUCGGGCACUGUCCAUGGAUCAGCAAAUUUCUGCAAGAUGGACAAGGACGAGUUGAUUGGUUCUACAUGCGAUACGACGUUGCGGGAAAUCAAUGAGAUCAAUUCUAGGAUCAGGCCAGAUUUGGAAAGGCUGAUUCGCACAGAUUUUUUCAAGUAUUUCAAGCUUGAUUUGUACAAAGAAUGUCCGUUCUGGGAUGAUAAUGGUGGGUAUUGUGUUAAUAGAGCGUGCGCGGUAGAUGUAGUUGAAGACUGGGAUAGGCUACCUGAUAUUUGGCAGCCAGAGGCACUUGGCGGUUUAGAUGAAAAGACAGUAAAGCCUGAGGAUGUAGAAGAUGACGAGUGUGCAUUUAUGGAUGAACUGUGUUCGAGAGAAAUAUCGUCGAAGUUAAUUGGCGACAUAGAUUAUUGUGAUGUGGACGACUUCACUAAGGAGGGCUCUGUCCUUGUGGACUUGACGGCUAAUCCUGAGAGAUUCACGGGGUACGGGGGUGAACAAUCUUCUCAAAUAUGGUCGGCUAUAUAUAAGGAGAAUUGCUUCACAUUGGGAGAAAGAGGCCUUUGUUUGGCCAAGGACGUAUUUUAUAGAUUAGUCUCUGGUUUACAUGCCUCGAUUGCUGCACAUCUGUCGAAUGAUUAUAUGAACACUGUGACUGGGAAAUGGGGUCCUAAUUUGGAGCUAUUUAUGACGAGAGUCGGUAACUUUCCAGAACGUGUAUCGAACAUUUACUUUAACUUUGCUGUGGUUGCCAAGGCAUUGUGGAAGAUACAGCCAUACCUUGAACACAUAGAUUCCUGUACUGCGUACGAUAACGGUGUGAAAUCCAUGAUCAAUAAUGUGGUAUCCCAGCUGCACAGCAGCAUUUUCAACGAGGACCUACUAUUCCAAGAUGAUUUUAGUUCCAUAAUGAAGGACGAUUUUAGAACACGCUUCAAGAAUGUAACGAAGAUCAUGGACUGCGUUCAUUGCGACAGAUGUAGGAUGUGGGGGAAGGUGCAGACCACAGGUUAUGCCACUAGUUUGAAAAUACUGUUUGAGAUUGAUUCAAAUGAUGAAGAAAGGAAGCAGCAUGUCGUAGAUAAAUUGACGAAAUACGAGGUAAUUGCGUUGUUUAAUACAUUUGAUAGAAUCUCAAAAUCUGUGGCUUUCAUUGCUAACUUUGAAAAAAUGUACAACGAAAGGUUACACACCGGAAAUAACGAGUCAGUCCCUUUAUUCCAAACUGAUAAUUUCUUUGAACUAUUAGAUUCACAACGAAACCUAUUGGUGCCCCCUGAAAUUUCUUUACAGGAUACCAACGCACCACCACCGUCUGCACAGUCAUUGUCGGAUGAUGAGGAACUGAAUAAAUUCGUAGACAUAAAACUCCCACCUAAGUCGGUCAAAAAUAGAAACGGGGCACACAAAGCCAAAGGAAAAUGGAGAACUGCAUGGGAAGUCGAGAUUGGCAACAUUAAAGAGGCAUUGAGAUUUAUUUGGAAGAGUUAUGUAAACUUUCCAAGGAACAUAUGCAAGAUAAUCCUCGUGAACAUGAACAGGUGGUUUAACAAGUUCAUCGGUGUUACCAAUUACUUGGAUGAGACUGAGCACACUUAUAUAUACUUCUAG